Molecule: messenger RNA, 1738 nt
Organism: Medicago truncatula (barrel medic)
Lineage: Eukaryota; Viridiplantae; Streptophyta; Magnoliopsida; Fabales; Fabaceae
Product: BRISC and BRCA1-A complex member 2
Exons: 13
Coding region: 94-1245 (383 amino acids)
Biological process (GO): double-strand break repair
Cellular component (GO): BRISC complex; BRCA1-A complex
Source: RefSeq, a predicted model, not a curated record
AGAGAGCCCUGGGAGUUUAUUUAUUUAUUUUGUGAGAAGAGAAGUGAAAGAAGAGAGGAGAAUAACAGAAGAGAGACAGAAUCAGAUUCGACGAUGGGUGCAGGAACCGAAAACGUGCCACCAUUCAUCGGUGCACAACUGAGCCACCUCCUUUCUCACUCCCGUCUCACCCUCAAGAUCGACCAAUUGUGGUCUAGCGAUAAAUACAAUUCCGGAUUAAUCGAUCGUUUCACACUUCUCAUUCCUUAUUGCUUAGACUUUAUCAAAUGGGAUAUUAUAUUCGACGCGGAGUCUCCUAAUGUUGCACCUGAUGUUAUUUUCGGACCCGAAGAUGAACAUUUUCAUCCCUUUCAUAUGUCGCCACCUUCUGUUGAACCUAAUAAUAACAAUAAUAAUAGCUCUUUGUUAUCUGAUUGGAAUUACAAAGACCCGAAGUGUCUAUUGAAUUUUAUUCAAUUCUUGAGGGAUCAGUAUGUGUUGUAUCAAGCGAAGCGUGUUGGAGAAGUUGACGAUGAUCGGUUGAAAUUCGAAAUCAGUACUAUUGUUUCUAGGGAGGGACUAGAAAUGCAUAUGUGUUCUUUUGUUGACAAGUCAGAGGAGGUUAAAUUUGCUGUGCCCCUAUUGGACAUGAACAUAAACAAGAUGGUGUCUGGCUGUCCAUGGAGACAAUCGCAGAAGAUAUACUUACAAGUUGUAUAUCCUGUUGGGAGAAAAUAUAUGUCUGCACCUUCAGCUCCUCGCCUGAAGUUGGUAUCUUCUUCUGAGUUGAAAGCCCUAUAUUCCAUUGAUGAUGUCAAGCUGCCUCCUUGGUUGAAUGGGAUGUGCUUGGCAGAAUAUCUUCCAAAUCUAGAAGAAUAUCUUGAGAAACAGGUCCUUGAGGCUGUUUCGUUAAUUGAUGUUAGAAGGCAAUUCAUUGAAGCAUUAGCCGAUGAGUUAGGAAGGCCAGUUGAAGCUGAUCCUGUCUUUUGCAGAAAGGCAACUUUUCUAUCUGCUUCUGGAGUUCUUACAUUUCUGGUACACUUUGUUAUUCCAACUCAGUUUCCAAAGCAACAGCCAGUGAUUAUGCUUCAAAGUUCUCAGCAUUUUAAUGCGCAAAUGGCACCUCUCAAGUCACGUCCUAUGUCUGAUUAUCCAUGGAGCCCGAGAUGGGAACCAUCACUGAUGGCUGAACGAAUUUUUGAGUUUCUGGUAGACGAGGCCUUGAAUUUCAAGAGGCAAUGCAGUGAGGGUCAACUUCAGCUGUAACAUGUUCAGCUCAAUCCCCAACGUCGUGGCAAACUUGGUCUUUGAACAAUGUCAUGGUGGUUUCUAUCCGUUAAUACACUUGUUUUGUUGGGAGUUAAACAGAUUGUAGGAUAAAACUUUCUUAUCUUCGUGCACUUCUCGGAAUUUUUUGUAUCAUAUCGUGUAUGUUUGACCAAAAAAUUUACCAUGUGCAUAGAAGUAGGAGUUGUUGUAUUAUAAUUAUAAAAGAUAUUCAGCAUGGAAAACAUAACUUUUAGUAUUCGUUUUUAAAUUUUUGUCUCGCCCGGGCAAUGUUAUGCAGCUAAGGGUUCGCUAGUGGCUUUGCAAUGAGUUUGAAACAUUGUGGUACGACGAACAUGUCCGGGACCUGUUCUGCUCUAUUGUAAAGAAGUGGUGGGUAGCAAUCUUAUUCUUAAGAGAUGUAACGGAGUUAGUGUUGUCAUUUUUUAAUGUCGUAACUUUCUUUUUUAUAUAUUAUUUGGAGUUAAGUGAA